This is a messenger RNA of Octopus sinensis (East Asian common octopus), 1698 nucleotides long. RefSeq lists its product as uncharacterized. The coding region runs from base 184 to 1164 and encodes 326 amino acids. The record is from RefSeq and is a predicted model, not a curated record. NCBI's taxonomy places the organism in Eukaryota, Metazoa, Mollusca, Cephalopoda, Octopoda, Octopodidae. The transcript has 6 exons. Gene Ontology annotation, biological process: rRNA processing.
ACCACAACUAUCCAUGCCUUCCCAGGAUUUCUUCAUUAGAAUAAGUUCUAAAUAUUACUGAUUGAGUCAACUGUUUAUAGGACCAAAAUAUCACUAAUUCUUACUCAUUAAACCUUAUUCCUGUAAAAUAGUCUAAAUUGAAUUUGAUGUAAGGGCUUAAGCGACUUACUACCAACUGUAAGCAUGUCUUUCUUCGUCCGUAGUUGUAUAAGGAGAAUUUCAGUUCAAACAUCCAAAGGAAUUCAUUUUUCUUGUGUCCACAGAGAUUUAAUGAAAUCAAAAACCCUGCAGAAGAUGAUUAACAAAGGAGGGAAACGAAAGAAAACCAUUCAUUAUUCAAUGAACAUUCCAAACGUUUUUGGGCCUGCUAAGAAAAAAAUUAAUCCUGUCAGGCAGAAACGAUUGGAACAGAUCAGCAAAGUGUUUUAUCACUAUAUUUCAGAUCUUAUUGAAUUUGACCAUGAAAAUAUCAAUGAAAAUGUUGAAAUCUCUAAAGUGAAGAUUGAUAAUGACUUUACAGCUGUGACUGUUUACUGGGUGGCAACAGGAACAGAAAAAGAUGAUAUUAUUCAGGAUAUGCUGACCAAGAAAUCUUAUUCCAUAAGACAACGUCUGAUUGAUUACCAUUUAGUUGGUACCGUCCCACCAAUUGUAUUUGUGCCUGAUACGUCCAGUGUAAACUACGAAAAGAUACUGAAACUGUUAAAAGAGGCCGAUAUGGGUACUGAUUUUAAAUCAACUUCAGACUGUGAUUUCCUCAAGUCUGAACCAAAAGUGAUACUCAAAGAUACACAGAAGCCUUUGCAAAAUCAAAUUGAUGACAAUGAUUUAGAAGUUAAAUAUGACUCAAAUACAGCUACUACAGAAAAGACUCCUGUGUCAGAUUCCAGUGAAGACUCUGAUGAAAUUUCUUCUAGCAUUACAACUCAAUUUACAUAUCAAGUCUAUGACUUGAAUUAUACUAGACUCAUCAACAAGGUGAAAGGUCAAACUGAACCUUCAAAAUUUGCUUUUGUUGAAAAUGACAUCAAAAAGGCUAAGAUUCCAGAUGAAAAAUUUCUAAAGGACCUCCUCAGGCAAAAAAAUACUAGUGACAAAAAACAUUCAGAAUAUACUGUUGAUCAGUACAUGAGGGAACAUAGUGAGGAGAAUGAGACAGACUGAACAAAAGAUACUUGUGAGUUGAUCUAACAAAUAAUUAGUUUUGCACUGGGUAUUAAAUAAUCAGAUAUUAGAUAACAGUAUGUGGUGUUACUUAUCUGGUUAUUUAUUGCCAGUGAAAAACCUACUGGUUAGCUUGUCUGAAAUGGAUCUAUAAUACUGUAUACUUUGAUUGAUAUAACCACUCUAUUGAGAACUAUGAUAUACACGUGCCUACAUAUAUGUAUGUUUGUGUACAUGUGUGUGUAUACAUGUUUGUGUGUGUGUGUACAUAUAUGUUGAGAAGAUUCACAUGUAUCUAUUCUCACACAUCUAAGUACUCAGCUCUGGGGUCAAUGUAACUGAUGUACCCCUUUCCCCAAAACUGCUGGCCUUGUGCCAAAAUAUGAAACCAUUAUUAUGAAUGGUGAAGAAAACAGUUACAUAACUUUUUAUUUAUUUCACAUGUAUAUAAUUUGAUAAAUCAAAUUUUUGAAUUAUAAAUAUCUUUAUUUUUAUCCUUUGAUUUUACUUACAUAUAUAAAAAAAUGAACUAGU